Candidozyma auris is the source of this 1578-nucleotide messenger RNA. It is a transcript of the gene PPZ1, whose product is annotated as salt homeostasis regulator. Gene Ontology annotation, molecular function: protein serine/threonine phosphatase activity. Bases 1 to 1578 code for a protein of 525 amino acids. NCBI's taxonomy places the organism in Eukaryota, Fungi, Ascomycota, Pichiomycetes, Serinales, Metschnikowiaceae. The transcript has a single exon. Gene Ontology annotation, cellular component: nucleus; cytoplasm. The record is from RefSeq and is a predicted model, not a curated record.
AUGGGCAACUCGCCAUCGAAAUCGAAAAAUGGUCUUGCCCUUUCUAGGUCCGACACUGGCAUGUCCCAGAGGUCCAAUCGAUCGAUCCGCUCGCGUCUUUCGGGCUCCAAAGAGGACCUGCCUCGCUUGAGCAGCCGAAAGGGCUCGGCGACGUCGCUACCGAGGCCUGACAGCGUCCCCAAUGACGAUGGCGGCGCUCAGGAAUCUGCGAUUGCCGAUGACACCGACACCGACAACGACGCCUACAUCCAUCCGUCGAUGCAGACUCCUGAACCCAAACUGCCCAUCUUGAUCAGAAGGAAUACAAACGACACAGAAUUUUCGGGCAAUCUUUCGCUUCCCCCAACCAACGAGGACGGCGGCCAGCUCUCCAAAACGCCGACGAAUAGCAACUUCCAAACUCCUAGCGGCAGUCUCACCCCACAGGCUACCGGCGGCACUAAUAGCAACAACACCGACACCGCAACUGGCGACAAAUCCGAUACUGUGUCGGUGAGUUCCAAGCGAUCUGGUCGUUCGCUGAUCUCCGCAAGAACUGCUCCUUCGAGGCGUGGCUCCUCCAGGACUCUAGAGCCUGUGCAACAUGAAGGUUCUAACCUGUGUCUGAACCCACUUGAGAUCGAGGACUUCAUUCAGAGGCUCCUUGACGCCGGCUACUCUGGGAAAAGAACGAAAAACGUUUGUCUCAAGAACAAUGAGAUCCAGUUGAUUUGCUCCAAAGCUAGAGAGAUCUUCUUGCUGCAGCCUUCGUUGCUCGAGCUCAGUCCUCCCGUAAAAGUUGUGGGCGACGUGCAUGGCCAGUACCUCGAUUUGAUUCGAGUGUUCACAAAAUGUGGCUUCCCUCCACUGACAAACUAUCUAUUUUUGGGUGACUACGUUGACAGAGGCAAACAGUCGUUGGAGACGAUUCUUCUCCUUCUCUGUUACAAAAUCAAAUACCCAGAGAACUUUUUUCUUCUUAGAGGCAACCACGAGUGCGCCAACGUGACACGAGUAUACGGAUUUUACGACGAGUGCAAGCGCCGCUGUAACAUCAAGACAUGGAAGUUGUUCAUUGACACCUUCAACACAUUACCCAUAGCCGCCAUUGUCGCCGGAAAGAUCUUCUGCGUGCAUGGUGGGCUUUCGCCCGUUCUCAACUCGAUGGAGGAGAUAAGAAACAUCGCCAGGCCAACGGACGUGCCAGAUUUUGGCCUUCUCAACGACUUGCUCUGGUCAGAUCCCGCAGACACCAUGAAUGAAUGGGAAGACAAUGAGCGAGGGGUAUCGUACGUGUUUUCCAAGACAGCCAUUAACAAAUUUUUGCAGAAGUUUGGCUUUGACUUGGUUUGUCGGGCGCACAUGGUUGUGGAAGACGGGUACGAAUUUUUCAACGAUCGAACAUUAGUGACGGUGUUCAGUGCACCCAACUACUGCGGAGAGUUUGACAACUGGGGCGCCGUAAUGAGUGUGAGCGACGAAUUGCUCUGCUCGUUCGAGUUGCUCGACCCAUUAGACUCGGUAGCAUUGAAGCAGACCAUGAAGAAAGGCAAGCAGGAGCGAAAGCAGGCACAGUUGGUGCGGCAACAGAGCAGAUAG